CGCUGUGGAGGGGCGGAUGGGCGGAGCUGGUCGGGAUGAGCGGCGCGGGUACGGAAACCCCUGUGGGGUGUGAGGCCGCCCAGGGCGGCAGCGGCAGCGUCGGCAAGAAGCGGGACUCGCUGGGGACUGCGGGCUCAGCGCACCUCAUUAUCAAGGAUCUUGGAGAAAUUCAUUCAAGGCUUUUGGAUCACAGACCAGUUACUCAAGGUGAAAUUCGUUAUUUUGUAAAAGAAUUUGAAGAAAAACGUGGUCUUCGAGAAUUGCGAGUUCUUGAGAACUUGAAGAAUAUGAUCCAUGAAACAAAUGACCGCACACUUCCCAAGUGCAGAGAGCUGAUGCAGGACAGCCUGGAGGAGGCCUUGCAGAGAUUGCAAGCAGCUAAUGACUCCAUCUGUAGACUCCAGCAGAGGGAACAGGAACGAAGGAAGGUGUAUAAUGACCAUUUAACAGCUAGUGAGAAGCAGCGUCUACUCCAGUGGGAGGACUUCAUGAAAGAACAGCCCCAGCGACAGGCCGAAGUGGAUGAGGAGCACAGAAGAGCCAUGGAGAAGCUCAAAAAGCAAUAUGCUGAGAUGGAGAAGGACCUAGCCAAGUUUUCCACCUUCUAAGAGGUUGAUCUACAGCAGGAACAGAUGAAUGCGAAAGCACUAGCUUACCCCAAAGCCUCCCACCAACUGUCUAGCCUCUUCCUUAAGCUCAGCAAUACCCUUUGUGGCACUCUCCAUCAUAAGAGAGAAACUGGGGGAGCCAGACUAACGUUCAGUGAUGAAGAGUGCUUUAAGUGCCUAAAUAUACUCAUUUGAGGGGAAGAGGGAAAUUGGGACAAAUUUGGUCUUUUCAGUGAUUAACUUAGAGAGCUGUGAGUACAGGUUAUUCAUUCUCACACAGAGUUAGGCAUAAUUUACAAUCGUGGUUUAAAAGGGAGGUGUGAUGGCUGUCCAUCACAGCAUCCUGACAGAGAUGGCCACAGUGGGAUUUGAACAGCCUCUUGGAAAGGCUCAGAUUUUGCAGUGCAGCACAUGUCAUGUUUCACUGGGUACUAGGGCAUACAUGGUUCAUGGCCUUCGAACCUUAAGUAUUUUCAGCUUCUAAAACAUGUUUAAGAGAAAAAUAUUACCAAAAAUCUAUUCUGACUUUUAGCCUUUCCAAGAACCAUCGUCUUACCUCACUUUUGUGUCUACUUCACUUUGGGCCAGCUUUCUAAGGCAUAGCAUCUAUUCAUAUGAGUAAUCAGCAGAAUCUCUCAUGGAGUCCCUCUGGAGCCACAUAAAGUGAUUCUGAAUGAACCAGAAAUGUUUGCUCACACAGCAAACAAUCCGGGGUAAAAGUAAAUUGUCUUCAGUAUUAACGUCUGUCUAGACACACCAAGACAGAACACCAUCUGUCAGCACUGUGAUCUUACACACCUGUACUUAACAAUCUAAUGGAAAACCAGUCGGAUUUUAUUUUCUAUAAAAUAGACAAAAGUGCAGGCAGUCAUUUGUGGAGAUGUGUAGCAAGUGAGUUUCGGGUAUGUGUAAGCCCGAUGUUUUCUGUUGCUCAUCAGGAAAGAAAGGCAAGAAAAUGACUAACUCCUCUGUUAUCUCAGUUGCAACUGCAGAAAAUCGACAGUGCCUGCCUGUGUAAAUGUAUGGCUGGCUCACUGUGAAAGCUUCCUUCUUGGCUCAUGUUGGAAAUGUGAUUAAAGGUAAUAGAAGAGAUGAAAUCAGUAUUUGAGAUUUCUUUCAGUCACACUGAACGUCUGCCAAGUUUUCUGUCUGCUCCUGUAGGCCUGACAGCUUCAUCAAUCAUCCUCUGGUACCGGGGCUGAAAUAGCACUUGCUGACAUUAAGGCAUGUUGGAAUUUUCUUAAUUCUCUUCAGUGGAUGGAAAAAAAAGCCACUUCCAAAAACAUCCCACACAUGGAAACGGACAAGAGGGAGCUUCAAAUGAAAAUUCCCUUUGUAUCAUUGGCACUUUGGGGAAUGCCAUUCGUGGGCACCACACAGCUGAAUAGCUGCUGUGCUGUCACCGAAUCUUGAGUCCGUGCACUAGUGGCAUAUACUCUGUAGUCACUCGGUUCACACAGCAAAGACGUGUGCUGGGUUUUGUGCAUCACACAUGCAUAAUAAAUACUUUACCAUC
Molecule: messenger RNA, 2124 nt
Organism: Nannospalax galili (Upper Galilee mountains blind mole rat)
Lineage: Eukaryota; Metazoa; Chordata; Mammalia; Rodentia; Spalacidae
Gene: Bloc1s5
Product: biogenesis of lysosomal organelles complex 1 subunit 5
Exons: 5
Coding region: 36-608 (190 amino acids)
Cellular component (GO): BLOC-1 complex; transport vesicle
Source: RefSeq, a predicted model, not a curated record